This is a messenger RNA of Panicum virgatum (switchgrass), 1302 nucleotides long. Its product is annotated as mucin-5AC-like. The record is from RefSeq and is a predicted model, not a curated record. Bases 1 to 1302 code for a protein of 433 amino acids. Lineage: Eukaryota; Viridiplantae; Streptophyta; Magnoliopsida; Poales; Poaceae. The transcript has 3 exons.
AUGAUUGAAGAAAUUUGUGAUGUGGAGUUUGAUGAGACUAAUGGCUCCCAAGGAGAAGAGUUUUCUUGUGAUGAUGUGGGUAAUGAACCACUAAGGAAAGUCAUGAAGAACAUAGCCAUUGGGCAAGUCAAGCCAAAGGAGGAAGUUGAGGAGCUACCAAAUUCAUCCACUCAAGUUGAAGCCACUUCCAAAGAUGACUCCAAGGUUGAAGAGAAGAGUACACCAUCACAUCACCAUUAUGAGUCAUCCGAUGAAGAAGAUGUCGCCUCACAUCGUCCUCAUAACACCCAAGAUGAACAAGUGGUUGAAGAACAACUUCCAUUUGAAGACACUUACAUCACAAGUGAACAAGCCCAAGCUCGAGCCCAAGAUACCGAACCACUAGAAGAUUCAUCAUCUCAAUCACAAGAGAGGCUCACAAGAACUCCAAGGAAUCAUCCCAUUGACUUGGUCAUGGGUGACCCCUCCGGUCCGACAGCAGCCAAGGAUGCCUCACUUGCAGCCGCAAAGGCCCAGCUCCCGCACUACUUGGCCACUGACUCAGAGGACUCGGAGGAUGACGAGGACUACAUUCCUACUGUUUUAGUCACCCGAGGUGCUCAUGAUGACGAGACAGGACCCUCUAGUGGAGCCCGAGCCCCUGCUCCUCCUGUUUCAGCUGCUCAGGUCACUCAGCCUAAUUCACUCGCUGCUAUUCUUCAGAGGCUCACUGAUCAGCAGGAUCGAUUUGCAGCAGCUCAGCAGAGCAUGGCAGCUGAGCAGGCUUGUCAGCGGGAGGCCCAGACCCUUCUCCAGUUCGACCCUACUGCUCCUGCUCCACCAGCUGGCGGCUUCGUGCAGACACCCCUUGCGUCGUUCCCGAUGUCUCCACUACUUCAGACCAGGGUGUUCGCCAGCCCAGCUCCUACUCCUACUCCUGUUCCUCAGCGGAGUGUGAUGUCCGCAGAGCAGCGAGCAGAGUUCCUCCGGCAGCAGCAGGUCCUGCACCAGCUUCAGCACACCUCGGCUCAGUCGCUCUCUUUCGAGUCACCUACUCAGCCUGAGCCGAUCCGUUCAUCUGCUGUUCGUCCCACUCUGCCAGACUCGAUUCCUGUCACAUCUGCUCCUCGGACGGACUCAGUCUUCGUCUCGGAGCCAGCUGCUUCUACUGCUCCGCCCACUUCUGCUGCUCCAACGACUCUAGUUGCGCAGAAGUCCUCUACGGCUGACGACGACUGGACGGACGACGACAUCGACGACACUGCCACGCAGUUCACCACUGGACCCAGCUUGAGGACUCCGCCUUCUCCAACCCAGGACUAG